UAUAUUACUGAAACUGAUUCUUCAAAGCCUGCAAGGAAGGACAAAAAGGAAAGCAAGGGACACUCCCACACAAACACACAUACACAAAACCACAAUGACCAUUCAAAAGCUUGGACGUGCAUUGAUUUGUUCUACCAGAGAGUGGAACAGCAGCCUGAAGAACUUAUGAUGAAAGAGCACUGUAGGCCCUACAGCAGUGCCAGACCAAGUCGGAUCAGCAAUUCCACCAUGGAAAGCCUGCCGUCACUCAAGCCUAACUACAUGUCUGUGUGUUUGUUUGCAGAAGAAUCUUAUCAAAAAUUAGCAAUGGAAACUUUGGAGGAAUUGGACUGGUGUUUAGACCAACUUGAAACUAUUCAGACCUAUCGAUCUGUUAGUGAGAUGGCAUCCAAUAAGUUCAAGAGAAUGUUAAACCGGGAACUGACACAUCUUUCAGAAAUGAGCCGAUCAGGGAAUCAAGUCUCUGAAUAUAUUUCGAAUACUUUCCUAGACAAGCAGAAUGAUGUGGAGAUUCCUUCUCCUACACAGAAGGACAGAGAGAAAAAGAAGAAGCAACAGGUUAUGACACAGAUCAGUGGUGUAAAAAAGUUAAUGCACAGUUCCAGCUUGAAUAACACUAGUAUUUCAAGAUUUGGUGUGAAAACAGAAAAGGAAGAUCAUUUAGCUAAGGAGCUAGAAGAUCUGAAUAAAUGGGGAUUGAAUAUAUUUAAUGUUGCAAGAUACUCACACAGUAGACCUCUCACUUGCAUCAUGUAUGCCAUUUUCCAGGAAAGAGAUCUACUGAAGACAUUCAAAAUCUCAUCAGAUACCUUUAUAGCUUACAUGAUGACUUUGGAAGACCACUACCACACAGAUGUAGCUUACCAUAAUAGUCUCCAUGCAGCUGAUGUAGCCCAGUCGACUCAUGUUCUUCUGUCCACACCAGCUUUGGAUGCUGUAUUCACUGAUUUAGAAAUUUUGGCAGCAAUUUUUGCAGCAGCAAUUCAUGAUGUAGAUCACCCUGGUGUCUCCAAUCAGUUCCUUAUUAAUACAAAUUCUGAACUUGCUUUAAUGUACAAUGAUGAGUCCGUCUUGGAAAACCACCAUCUUGCUGUUGGUUUUAAACUUCUACAAGAAGAGCAUUGUGACAUCUUCCACAAUCUGACCAAGAAACAACGUCAAAGUCUCAGGAAAAUGGUGAUAGACAUGGUCUUGGCAACAGAUAUGUCCAAGCACAUGUCACUUCUGGCAGAUUUAAAGACGAUGGUAGAAACUAAAAAAGUUACAAGUUCUGGAGUCCUCCUGCUAGAUAACUACACUGAUAGAAUACAGGUUCUCCGAAAUAUGGUCCAUUGUGCUGAUUUAAGUAAUCCUACCAAAUCUCUUGAACUCUAUCGGCAGUGGACAGAUAGAAUUAUGGAGGAGUUUUUCCAGCAAGGGGACAAAGAACGGGAGAGGGGAAUGGAAAUCAGCCCAAUGUGUGACAAGCACACAGCUUCUGUGGAGAAGUCUCAGGUGGGAUUCAUUGAUUAUAUUGUUCAUCCACUUUGGGAGACCUGGGCAGACCUAGUACAGCCCGAUGCUCAAGAUAUUUUGGAUACCCUGGAAGACAACCGUAAUUGGUAUCAAAGUAUGAUCCCUCAGAGUCCUUCCCCUCCCCUCGAAGAACGCAGCCAAGACUGUCAGGGCCUGAUGGAGAAAUUCCAGUUUGACCUUACUCUUGAAGAGGAAGACUCCGACGGGCCUGAGAAAGAGAGUGACAGUAUCCAUUACUACAGCAGUACCAAGACACUUUGUGUCAUUGACCCAGGAAAAAGGGAUUCCCAGCAGGACACUAAUAUAGAGAUUGUGACAAAAGAUGCAUCGCUGAUUGAUACUUAACAUUACUGUAUCCGUCAUGGUGAUUUUAUUCAUGCACAUGAAGAUUGUCUCGUGUGCUAUAGCCUGAAAGUCUAGCUGUUAGGCCAGCACCUGUUAUUGGCUAGAAGACUUUCCAAUUACUCGAGAUUGGAGCCAGGGUUACAGAGUGUGUAAUGACUGCUCAGGAAUUAACAGGUGAUAUCUACUGCAGCUUAAGUU
Messenger RNA from Pseudonaja textilis, 2058 nucleotides. The record is from RefSeq and is a predicted model, not a curated record. NCBI's taxonomy places the organism in Eukaryota, Metazoa, Chordata, Lepidosauria, Squamata, Elapidae.